UUCCUGCGGGCGGGGAUCCGCUACCAGCACACGGCGGCCGAGCCCUGGUCCCGCCGCGACGCCAUCCCCAUGCGGGUGGAGCUGCUGGCAGGCGCGGAGCCGGAGUACUUCCAGGUGGCGGUGCGGCUGCGGGGCGGCGCGGCCAACACGGCCCCCUCCCUGGGCUUCGCGGCGCUGCUGGUGGCCGAGGUGGGUCAGUUCGUGCUCACCGCCCUCACCCCCGACAUGCUGGCGGCGGAGGAUCUGGAGAGCCCCCCGGACCUGCUGCUCUUCAGCCUCACCGCGCCCUGGCGCCCCAGCCCCAGCCCCGGCGGGCGGGAAGGCGAGGAUCUCCGGCUGCGGGGCUACCUGCUCAGCACCGACGAGCCCGGCCGGCCCCUCACCUCCUUCACCCAGCGGGAGCUGAGGGAGCUGAAGAUCGCCUACCAGCCGCCCACUGUGGACUCGGACCAGGAGCGCAUCUUCCAGAUGGAAAUGAAGGUGCUGGACCCUGAGGGCGCCUCUUCCCAGCCCUUUGCCUUCAUGGUGGUGGUGAAGCCCAUGAACACGCUAGCCCCAGUGGCUACCUUCAGCCAAGCCGCUGGCCCCCAGCUCAUGCUCUUUGAGGGGCAGUCGAGGCCUCUGUCUGGCACUCUGGAGAUAAGCGAUGAGGACAACUUGAGCGAGGUGAAGGUCUGGGUGACACGGGGCCUGCGACAUGGCGAGCUCAGGGUACUGGGCGCGCCACCCGGCCGCGAGUACUUCACAGCAGCCGAGCUGGAGGCUGGGCAGGUAGUUUACCAGCACGAUGGCAGUGAGCACAGCUACAGUGACAACACCGUGUUCCUCAUGGAGGACGGGCAGCACCAGGUGGAGUUUCUUUUCCCCAUCAUCAUCGCCCCUGUUGAUGACCAGCCACCCCUGCUCAACGCCAACACUGGGCUGGUGCUGAGAGAGCGCCAGGCUGUCCAGAUCUCACCCUUCGUUCUCAGCGCUACUGACAUUGAUUCUGAAGAGUCGACAAUUCGCUUUAUACUUCAGAAGGACCCUGAGGAGUCUGCCCACGCCUCACACUCCCACUGCCUGGGUGAGCUUCUCCUGUGCCAGGCAGAGACACCACCAUCCUAUGAGAGGGAAGAGGACAUGGAGGAGGCUGGUGGUGCUUCCUCCUCAUGGCCCUUUGUGGAAAGCGAGGGUGUGUAUGAGAAGGUGGUGAGUGAAUGGCUGCAGCAGGACAUCCUGGAUGGAAGGCUGUUCUGCAGGCACACAGGACCCCAUAGCACCAGUCCUGUGAUAGACCAGUUUGUGUUCCGCCUCCAGGAUGACAAUGAGCCCCCUAACCAGUCUGGGGAGCAAAUAUUCACCGUCAAAGUGCAACCAGUAGACAGUUUGCCCCCACAGCUAUACCCAGGCACUAGCCUACAGAUGACAGUCUUGGAGUACCAGGUGACCCAAUUCAGAAAGCGCUAUCUGUGCUACACUGACCUGGACACAGAUGACAGCGAGUUGAAAUACACCCUGCUUACACCCCCAACUGACAUAGAUGAGAACCACCCUCUGCUGGCUGGAGAGAUCGUGCUGGCUGACAACCCUCUGGUGUCCAUUACUCAGUUCACCCAAGCCCAGGUCAACCAUCAGAAGGUGGCAUACCGGCCUCCUGACCAGGAGCUGGGUAUCACCCCAAGGGUGGUACAAUUUAACUACAGUGUAGAGGACUCAGCGAGCAACUCUGUGCCAGGGACCUUCACAAUCUUCCUGCAGCCAGUGGACAACCAGCCACCCCAGAUCACCAACAUGGGCUUCACUGUGCUCGAGGGGAGCAGCUUCCUUCUCACCACCAGUCAGUUGGAUGCCACUGACCAGGACACGGACACAGACCAAAUUGUCUUCAUCUUAAACCAGGCACCCCAGCAUGGCCACCUGCGCUACCUGGAGGGGCUGAUGGUCCAGGGGGAAUCUUUCCUGCUAGAUGAUAUUGCCAGUGGGCGUAUAUCCUACCAGCACAGUGGUGAUGAGUCCACCAAUGACUUCUAUCAACUGGAAGUGAGUGAUGGCAUUCACCAUGUGCCAAUCAUUGUUAGGAUCACUGUGCAGCCAGUGGACGAUGAAAGGCCUAGCAUCACUCUACCUGGUGGUAAUGAGCUGCUGGGACCCUCUAUUGAUGUGCUAGAAAAUGGUGUCACUGAGAUCACUACUUCCCUUCUCCAGGGCACAGAUGAAGAUACUGAUGAUCUGGCACUGACUUUCUUUGUGAAGGAUCCGCCCAAGCUGGGUGACAUUCUGGUAAAUCGGGUGCCCAUGGAGAGAUUCACCCAGCAAGACCUUAUCAGUGGGACAAUAGUCUAUGCUCACACUGGUGGAGAGAUUGGCCUGAAGAAGAGAUAUGACUCUUUCAAUCUGACCAUCUCUGACCUCUCCCAUGAGUGGGUGGUGGGAGGCAGCACGGUGCAAGGGGUAUGUGUGUCUGUGACUGUGCUGCCUGUGGACAGCAUUGCACCUAAAGUGAUUGUGGGGCCCGAGCUGUUCAUUGUCUCAGAGGGAGGAAAGAAAGCCCUGGCCCAGCAGCAACUGGAUGUGGAGGAUGUGGAUACUCCCAUAGAUGACAUUUUGUGCACCAUCACUGUUCAGUCCACUUCUGGAUACCUGGAGAACAUCUCUCCAGCCCCGGGGUCUGAAAAGUCUAGGGCUGGCACUGCCAUUAGCACCUUCUCCAUCAAAGAUGUUCACCUGGGACAUAUCAGCUAUGUUCAGAGCAUCCACAAGGGGGUGGAGCCCUUAGAGGACAGAUUCACUUUCUGCUGCUCUGAUGGCGUCAACGUCUCCCCACACCACUUCUUCCCCAUUAUCAUCAUCCCUACCAAUGAUGAAAAGCCUGAGCUGUCCGUGCGUGAGUUUGUGGUGCUGGAGGGGAUGAGUCUGGUUAUUGACACGCCCAUCCUCAAUGGCUCCGAUGCUGAUCUUCCCCCAGACCACCUGCACUUCUUCAUCAGUGUUCCCCCCAAGCAUGGGCAAAUUGUGCAGCAGCUGACAACUGGUGCCAUACCCAUCCGCAACUUCACAAUGGAGGAGAUCCAGGAGGCCUCCAGCAUUGUCUAUGAGCAUGAUGACUCCGAAAUUAAAGAGGACAGCUUCAAAGUCCAGCUAAGUGAUGGCCAGCACACAGUGGAACAGAAAGUGCUGAUCAUGGUGAUCCUUAUGGAUGAUGAGACCCCUCGGAUGACUAUUAACGAUGGGCUGGAGAUAGAGAUUGGUGGGUCUAAGGUCAUCACGAACAGAGAUCUUAAAGCCACAGACAUAGAUUCAGAAGACAGGAACCUCACCUACAUCAUCCGCUUGGCACCCAGGCAGGGUCUUCUGCAGCAUGUGAGCAGACGCGGGGAGCCAUUAGGCAAUAUUACAGUGGGCAUGAACUUCACCCAGGAUGAUAUAGACCAUGGUUUUAUCCGUUAUGCUCAUACUGGCCAACAAGGGGUCCGUGACCUGGUUAAAUUUGAUGUCACUGAUGGCAUUAACCCCUUGAUAGACAGAUACUUUUAUAUUACCAUCAGCGGCAUUGACAUAGUCUUUCCUGAGGUGAUUAACAAAGGGGUAACUCUGAAAGAGGGUGGGAAGGUGACGCUCACAACUGACCUGCUCAGCACUAGUGACAUUAACAGCCCUGAUGAGAACCUGCGCUUUGGCAUCACCCGGGCCCCUAGCCGAGGGCACUUAGAGAGCUCAGACAGUCCUGGGGUGCCUGUUGCUUCCUUCUCUCAGCUCCAGCUAGCUGGCAAUAAGAUUUACUACAUCCACACUGCAGAGGAUGAGGUGAAGAUGGACAGCUUCGAGUUUGAAGUGACAGAUGGCUAUAAUCCGGUCUUCCGCACCUUCAGAGUCUCCAUUACAGACGUGGACAAUAAAAAGCCAAUUCUGACUAUCCAUGACCUUGUAGUAGAGGAAGGGAAGACCAAACUGAUUACCCCCUUUGAGUUGACUGUGGAAGAUCAGGACACCCCUGACCAUUUGCUCCGUUUCACGGUUACCCAGGUCCCUGUCCAUGGCUGGAUUUUAUAUAACAGCAGCUAUCCUGUGACCAGCUUCACCAAAUUAGAUUUGAAUGAGAAUCUGAUCAGCUAUAGACAUGAUGGUACAGAAACAAGCCAGGAUAGCUUCUCGUUCACUGUGACUGACGGGACCCACACAGACUUUUACAUUUUCCCUGACACCAUUCUGGAGACUCAUCAACCCCAGACGUUGAAGAUCCAGAUCAAUCCCCUGGACAAUGGGGUGCCACAGUUAGUGGUGAACAAAGGUGCCCCAACUCUGAGAAACCUUCCGACUGGACACUUGGGCUUCUUGAUCACCAGCAAGUCACUGAAGGCAGAAGACCGAGACAGCCCACACAAACUGCUGAAGUACAAAAUCACAGAUAGCCCAGACCAUGGAUUCAUCAUGAAUAUUGGCCUUGGAAAUGAGAGCAUUUACACAUUUACACAAGCUGAUAUUGAUGAAAUGAAGAUCAGCUAUGUCUUGAAAGAGGGCGAUAGUUCUACCAGUGACAUCAUCUACUUCUCCAUUGAAGACAAUGGAGGAAAUAAGCUAAAGGGCCAAUGCUUCCGUUUGAACUGGGCUUGGAUUUCACUGGAGAAAGAGUACUACAUUGUAGACGAGGACUCCAAGUUCCUGGAGGUGACUCUCAAGCGCAGAGGAUACCUAGGAGAGACAUCUUUCAUCAGUAUUGGGACUAAAGAUGGAACAGCAAAAAAGGAUAAAGAUUUCAAAGGGAGGGCUCAGAGACAAGUCCAGUUUAAUCCAGGACAGACCAUGGCUACCUGGCGAGUGAGGAUAACCAUAGAUGAUGAAUAUGAAGCAUCUGAAACUUUCCAGAUCAUUUUGUCUGAUCCUAUCAUGGCUGCCCUUGAGUUUCCAGAAAUAGCGACAGUUGAAAUUGUGGAUCCUGGUGACGAAUCUAUAGUGUAUAUUCCCUGGCUGGAGUACAGAGUAGAGGAAGAUAUUGGUGAGCUGUUAAUCCCUGUUAGGAGAUCUGGAGAUAUCAGCCAAGAACUAAUGGUCAUUUGUUGCACAUAUCAAGGCUCUGCCACAGGCACAAAUCCCUCCACUGUGUUAUCCUAUUCUGACUACAUCUCCCGUCCUGAAGAUCACACCAGCAUCAUCCACUUUGAUAAGUAUGAAAGAGAGAAAACCUGUCGCAUCGUCAUUAUUGAUGAUUCCUUGUAUGAGGAAGAUGAGACCUUCAGUGUCACGCUGAGCAUGCCGAUGGGUGGGCAAAUCGGUGCUAAAUUUCCUAGCACCAAAGUGGUAAUCCUGGCUAGCACAGAGGAUGAACCUGCUUUAUACUUCGGCGACACUGAAUAUCGGGUGGAUGAAAGUGCUGGUUACGUUGAAGUUCGUGUCUGGAGAACUGGAACAGAUCUCUCCAAAUCGGCCUCCGUUACUGCACGUUCCAGGAAAACGGAGCCAGUAUCAGCGAAGGCUGGAAUUGAUUACGUGGGCAUCAGCCGGAAUCUGGACUUUGCUCCUGGAGUCAAGAUGCAGGCGUUCCGAGUGACUGUCCUCGACGACCUGGGGCAGCCUGUUUUGGAGGGUCCGGAGAAGUUUGAGCUGAUUCUCUAUAUGCCCAUGAAUGCAGUGCUUGGGGUGCCUAGCAAAACUACCAUCUUCAUCGAUGACAGCAUUACUGACUUACCCAAAGUCCAGUUCAAGAAACCAUGGUACACAGUGAAUGAAAAAGAUGGACAGUUAGUGGCUAUCAUUUAUCGUAGUGGUGAUAUUAACCAUAAAUCUACCGUCAUUUGCUACACUCGCCAAAGUUCUGCUCAAAUCAUGAUGGACUACCAGGAGCGACCAAACACAGAUGACUCUGUGGUGGUGUUUCUGCCAGGAGAGAUUGAGAAGCCCUGUGUGGUAAUACUGGAGGAUGAUGCAAUUUAUGAAGAAGAGGAAGAAUUCAGACUAGUGCUUGGAACACCAAAAAGUACCUCAACGUUUGGUGCCUCCAUUGGGGAGCAAAAAGAGACCCUGAUCAAGAUUAAGGAUGAAGAAGACAAACCAGUGAUUAAGUUCUCCAAAAUCAAACACAGCAUUCAGGAGCCUCAGGAGCCUGGAGAGAUUGCAGUCGUAAAGAUCUCCAUUUUACGUCUGGGUGACAGCUCAAAAGUAUCUGUUGUGCGAAUCCACACAAAAGAUGGCUCUGCCACCUCUGGGGAAGACUAUAAUCCAAUGUCUGAUGACAUUGAAUUCAAAGAAGGAGAAACUGAACAUAUUGUUGAAGUUGAGGUCUUAUACGAUGGAGUGAGAGAAAUGAGAGAAGCAUUUACAGUCCACUUGAAACCAGAUGAGAAUAUGGUGGCUGAGACACAGAUGAACAAAGCCAUUGUGUACAUCGAAGAAGUGAACAGCAUUGCAGAUGUGACUUUCCCAGCUGUGCCCCAGGUUGUAUCGCUCCUGAUGUACGAUGACACUUCUAAAAGCAAAGAGAACCCACAUCCUCCAACUGGUUACCCUAUUGUGUGUGUAACGGCAUGUAAUCCCAAGUAUUCAGACUAUGACAAGACUGGGUCUCUCUGUGCUGCUGAAAACAUCAAUGACACUCUGACCCUGUACCGCUGGCUUAUCAGUGCUCCGAGUGGCAGCGAGGGUGUUACCAGCCCCCUGCGGGCAGUGGACUCCAACACCUUCUUUACCAACACCAAGUCCAUCUCCCUGGACUCCAUAUACUUCCAGGCUGGAUCAAGGGUCCAGUGUGCAGCACGGGCUGUCAGAGCCAAUGGUGAUGUGGGUCUGGAACUGCUGAGCCCUAUUUACACAGUGAACAGAGAAGACGGUCUUUGUCAACCUCGGAUCCCAGGAACGGUUGGAGCAGAACCUUUCUCAGCCAAGAUUCGCUACACGGGUCCAGAUGAUCCCGAUUACCCCAACCUGAUUAAAUUAACAGUUACAAUGCCUCAUAUGGAUGGAAUGCUGCCUGUCAUCUCAACUCAUCCGUUAUCCAACUUCGAGCUGACUCUUAGCCCUGAUGGCACUCGUGUGGGCAACCACAAGUGCUCCAACCUUCUGGAUUAUAAUGAGCUCCAGACCAAACAUGGUUUUGUUACAGAUGAAACCAAGAACCCUGAAGUGAUUGAGGAAACGUCACCCUACCAGUACAGCAACUCUCUGCGAUCUACUAAGACCUUGCGUUUUUACCGUAACCUCAACCUGGAGGCCUGCCUCUGGGAGUUCAACAGCUACUAUGCUGUGUCUGAACUGCUGACUGACUGCGGUGGCUCCGUUGGCACCGAUGGCCAGGUAUUAAAUCUGGUGCAAUCCUAUGUCACGCUGCGGGUGCCCCUCUAUGUCUCCUACAUCUUUCACUCUCCUGCUGCCGUUGGUGGCUGGCAGCACUUUGACUUGCAGUCGGAACUGAGACUCACCUUUGUAUAUGAUACCGCCAUCCUUUGGAAAGAUGGCAUAGGCAGCCCACCGGAAUCAGAGCUCCAAGGUUCCCUCUACCCAACCAGCAUGCGAAUCAACGAUGAAGGGCGAUUGGUGGUGAAUUUCAGGACUCAGAUUUGGUUCCGAGGACAGCUUGUAAUGUCUCACCCAAGUACUUCUCUGUCAUCGAUGGUGCUGUCUGCUGACCGCCCCGACCUCACCUUCACACUGAGCCUGUUACGAAGUGAGCCAACCUUCCACCAGCCCGUGCAGCAGUGGAGCUUUAGCUCAGACUUUGCUGUACGAGACUAUUCUGGCACUUAUAGUGUAAAAUGUAUCCCAUGUACUGCUGCACCCAACCAGGAAUAUACCCUUCCUAUCACCUGUAACCCGUGGGAACCAAUCACCUUCGAAGUGGAUAUCAGGUUCCAACAGGUCAGUGACCCAGUAGCGGCUGAGUUCAGUCUCAAUACACAAAUGUUCCUGCUGUCCAAGAAGGAGCUCUGGCUAUCCAAUGGCUCCAUGGGAUUUGGGGAAGGAACGGAUGUGGCGUUUGCUGAAGGGUCUGAAAUUUAUGGCCUAGUGAUGGUGGACCCUGUUCAGAACUUAGGAGACUCUUUCAUCUGCAACAUUGAGAAGGUGUUCCUGUGCACUGGGGCUGAUGGAUAUGUGCCCAAAUACAGUCCGGAUAAUAAGGAAUAUGGGUGCCUGGCUGACUCACCUAGCCUAUUGUACAGAUUCAAGAUCCUGGAUAAAGCUCAACCUGACACUCAGGCAGAAGUGUUUGGAAAUGUGAAGUUUCAUGCUAAAUUAGCUAUUGAUCAUGCAGAUGCUUUUCCUUUAGUAAAGCAGCCUGGUUCUGAUGGUUUCAGUCUGUCAUCCUCUCCUCUCUUCCAGGUAGCAGCAGGACGAGAGUGGUACAUUCAUACAAUUUACAUGGUUAGGGCAAGAGAGAAUGCUAACCGAGGCAUGGGCAAGAGAAGCCUAGAGCAUCAUGAGGCACUCAGCAGCACCAGGACCCCGAAGCGCAGUCGGAGAGCCAAUCCUGAUGGCCCUGCCCUCACACAAGACAUAGGAACAAAUAAAAACAGGGGCACAAACAUUCAGCAUAUAGUCCUCUACCAUUCCAGUAAAAUCACCCAGAAUGAUCAGUUCCUGGCAGGUGAGCCGUAUCAAAGACCAGUAUUGGAAAUCACUGGUAGAGACUCUGAAAACAGCAUAAUACCUGUUGUGGGAGGAGCAGGCGGGCUGCUGCUUCUGAUCAGCACUCUGGUAGUCAUUGUAUUUCUGUUAAAGCAAAGGGGACAGUCCUCUGAUAGGAAGAGGAAGCCCUCUGUCACCUACUCCAGCAGCAGUGCAACUAUGACCACCCCUAACAGCAGUAGUGACUGUUCUGAAGUGUAGGGGGCUUCUCAAAGCCCAGUUCUCUGUCCUUCUAAGAUGUCAUUUGCCUGAAUUUGCUUUUGCAAUUAAGUGUCUGGCUGAUGACUUUGCACAGAUACGUAAUUGGUUGGGUCAUGUGUUAGUACUAAAAACAGGUUCAGGCGUGAAUGAUUGAUUUAGAGUUCAAAACCGUUUUCCAGGAACAAGAGAGGACCCUGGGGGUUUUUUGAACCAGUGUAGGUAUAGCUCUAACUCUGCCUUUAUAGCCACUAUGUAAACCUGAUGUUUAGUUGCUACAGUAUAGGUUUAUUUUUGUGAAAAGGAAAAACAGCAGUAUGUAUAGUGAAAAUUACAUAAAUCUCAGGAAGAAAAUCAAUAAAUUCUCCUCUCAGAUCUUAGUAGGGAUAUUCAGUGCCAAUCAAAUCUGCUAGUCAGACCUGUGGGAAGAUCAGAAUUAUUGGCCGCCUAGCAGCUGUGAUUAUCAAAGAAGAACUUAGUACCUGUUGGCUACACCACUGUAGAACAAAGACCAUUCCCUGACCCCCUUGAAAAAUAGUAAUUUAAGGGAAUGGUAAAGUUCUGUAAACUAACAGAUAAGCAAAGGCUAUAAACAUUACUCUCAGAGUAAUGAAAGAAUACGUAACAUGCUACUCCAUAACUAUUUUAGAAUGUCCUUGAUUACUACUAAAGACUACUGUAAUCACUUGAAUUUAACAAGCAAAUUAUAAAGCUCCUACAUGAGAAGGAUGUGGGAAUUCUGCCUCUUGGCUGUCAGCACCUAGUAAAUAACUCCAAUGAAAAUCACUGUCAAAUCUGUGUAAUUAAGCUGAGUGAAAAUUAUGUAGGAUUUAAUCAAUCAGGACUUGAGGCAAUGGUACUCUGGGAAAUGUCUGUCCUCAAAAAAAGUUAGUUUCCUAUCUUUGGCUGAAAAAGGACCUCAGGAUGCAUUAUUUAGUCACAUAGAAAACAAGCAGCAAUUUGUAGCUCAAUUAGUAAGUACAGAAUAAUCACAAAAAUCCAUAGCAUAAAGUUUGCAGCUAAGAAAUCCAUCCGGUAAGUUAUGUGCUCUGCUCUCCAGUUUGCAAAGGUAUACUGUAAAAAUUUACAUUUAUGAUGAUAUAUAAACUUCUUGGCCUUGCUGAAAGCAGAAACAAAACAAUUUCAGGCUUUUGUUUGAUGUAAACACAGUGGUGCUCUUAGCUGCCAAUUUCAGUUUCGCCAGGGCGCUAGAUUAUAAAUGUACUUAAAAGCCAUAUACAACCACUCCUGUUACAGUAUUCAAAGGGAAACAAUAUUUGUAGAGGUUAAUUAUGGUACGACAUUUCUGGGGCUCCUCUUACGUCUUUUUAUGCUUUUGGAAAGUAGAGGCAGAACUCAAGUAGUAAAUGCAAAAGAGGCAUUAUAUUGUACACUUGUGUGCUAAAACAAAAAUUCACCAUCUGCAAGUAGUGAAAUGGAAGGAACACUAAAUUGUGAACCAAACCUGAUGCAGUGUUGCUGUACAGUAUUAAACAAGUUGAUUUUGUAGAGAUGUCUUUUCUCACUAUUUUGCUCUGUUCCAAAUUCUCAAAUACCACAUCCAUCUUUGUGGUAUUUAAGAAAGGGCUUAAUCUUAGAAAACUUUGUGCAAGGAUGCUCAUUUGCACAAAGUGAGUUUUUUCUGGUUUUAUAGAGUUAGUUUGCCAGUCCUCCAGAAAAUGCACUGAAUUAAAGUCUCACAUUCAGAAACACCAGGGACAGCAUAUCGAUUUCCUCGCUACAUGAUUGUGCCCAUCCUGCAAAGUUACUCAGUCAACAUUACAGAAGUGUGAGAAAGCCAUGAGCUGGGCCAGAACACUGAACUCAGUUGCUUUUCUUUCACAUCAGACAAAAUGAUAGUCACUUGUUUUUUUCCUAACCAUGUAGUUCUAACUUGACUGGGUCUUGACUUACUGAAAGCCGCCUAUACAAAUGCUCCUAGCUAAGGCUGUUGUCAUACUAUUAAUUUCAGUGGAGUACAGAGAUUCAACAAAGUAAUUUUACUUCCACACUCACUCUGGCUUGCGAGAUGAGCUAUUUUGGCCUAAUCCACAGAUUCGUGGCAAAUCUGGAUAUCCAUCAUAGAUUCCAAUGUGUUAGGGCAAAGCAGAACACUGUAGUUAUACUUCCAUCACUUUUUGUUGAGUAGUUCACCAACAGAUGCUGUUUGAGGUCUGUAAAUAAGUAGCAGGUCAGAAAAAAAACCCUAGAGGCCUACAAAAGUUGGUGGACCACACUUACAUGUCUGUUUAGCACUCUUGACUGGAGUAAGCAGUCACUCCAAUUACCACACAAAUGUCAAUCACAAAAGGGGGGA
This is a messenger RNA of Caretta caretta (loggerhead turtle), 11110 nucleotides long. RefSeq names its product FRAS1 related extracellular matrix 3 (gene FREM3). Gene Ontology annotation, cellular component: membrane. NCBI's taxonomy places the organism in Eukaryota, Metazoa, Chordata, Testudines, Cheloniidae. Gene Ontology annotation, biological process: cell communication; anatomical structure morphogenesis. The record is from RefSeq and is a predicted model, not a curated record.